AUGUUCGCGUUGGCCGCCAGGAACAUGAAAAUUCCGUUCCAUAGCGUGUUGGGACCUGUGCUGACCAAGAACAAGAUGCACAUCAAUAAAAUUUGCUCGCAUCCGAUUUUUGGGUUUGUUCCUGUUUACGUGGGCGCGUUGGGCAUCAUCGGGGUGGUUUUGAGUAUAUUUGACAUAAUAAGGAUAAUACGGUGCGGGUCGAUUUUGCCUGGUUACUUAUGGAGGGAACGGAUUAAAAACGGUCAGUUUAUAUCGCCAGAGGUGGAACGCGAUUGCAAAAUGAUAUCGCUGGUCAUAUCCACCGAGUACUACCUUUUUCUUCUAGUCGGUCUCGUUACGAACAAUCCCGUCUUUUACAUGCCCUAUUUAGCGCUGUACUCGCUCAUAAUCACGUUGGAGGUGAUAAUAUUUCUUACGAAAGUGUUUGUCGAUGGCGUCGAUUUUAAAAAGUGCGGCCUGGUCAUGUCCCUGUUUAUGGUGUUCAAUUGGACGUCCGUGUUCUGCACCCUCGCAAGGUCAACGUCGUGUUGCGACUUCUAA
Molecule: messenger RNA, 540 nt
Organism: Cylas formicarius (sweet potato weevil)
Lineage: Eukaryota; Metazoa; Arthropoda; Insecta; Coleoptera; Brentidae
Exons: 3
Coding region: 1-540 (179 amino acids)
Source: RefSeq, a predicted model, not a curated record